Cynara cardunculus var. scolymus (artichoke) is the source of this 2383-nucleotide messenger RNA. Its product is annotated as pre-rRNA-processing protein esf1. Bases 70 to 2223 code for a protein of 717 amino acids. The transcript is spliced from 7 exons. Gene Ontology annotation, biological process: rRNA processing. Lineage: Eukaryota; Viridiplantae; Streptophyta; Magnoliopsida; Asterales; Asteraceae. Gene Ontology annotation, cellular component: nucleus. The record is from RefSeq and is a predicted model, not a curated record. Gene Ontology annotation, molecular function: RNA binding.
CCUUCUUCCAUUCUUCUUUCCUUGUCUACUGAUCGGAGACUUGUAUCUCCGCCGGCGUGAAGGAUCCCAAUGGGUUCCAAAAACAAGAAGAAUAAAAAGGCGCCAAAGGAAACUCCUGAUGCUAACACGGCGGCGAAGGUUGCCGGCAAUCGCGUGUUUGGCAGCGGUAACAAAGUGAUUACGGACGAAAGAUUCGCAGCGUCGCAAAAAGACCCUAGAUUUCAGGAUGUUCCGAAGCAUAAAAAUAAGGUGGCGAUUGAUUCGCGUUUUAGUCGUAUGUUCACUGAUAAGAACUUCUCUACUUCCUCGGCUCGUGUAGAUAAGCGAGGCAGAGCUAAACAAGAUGGCGAUUCAUCUCAAGAUGCUCUUAAACACUAUUACCGAAUAGACAAUGAAGAAAAAGAACAGAAAAAACAGCCUGAGGAGUCGGAUGAUGACGAUGACGAUGACAUGGAAAGCGAUGAAGAGAACAAAGAAAAUGAGAGGAAGGAAGCUGAAAAGUUGAAGAAAGUUAGGGAGAAGUUGUCCAAAUCCAAAUCCAAAUCAGAAUCGGAGACGGAAUCAGAAUCAGAGUUAGAGUCCGAAUCCUUGGGAGAAGAAGAAGAUUUUAAGGAUGAUUGGACUUCCACAGAUACGGAUGAAGAUGAUGAAGCUUAUCUAGAGGAAGAAAAUGAUGCUUUGCAGCUGGAGGAGAAUGUACCUGAAAUUGACAAAGAAACUCACAGGCUCGCUGUUGUUAAUUUGGACUGGAAUCAAGUUCAGGCAGUUGACUUGUUUGUUGUGUUAAGCUCGUUUCUGCCAAAAUCAGGGCAGAUUUUAUCUGUGUCUGUAUAUCCAUCUGAGUUUGGACUCAAGCGAAUGGAAGAGGAGGCAGUGCGUGGUCCAGUUGGUUUAUUUGAUGAUGAGGAUGGGAAAAAUACGAAAAAUGAUGAUAACGACGAUAGUGAUGAUGACAGUGAGAUAGACAAUGAGAAGUUGCGGGCUUAUGAGCUAAGCAGGUUAAGGUACUAUUUUGCAGUGGUAGUAUGCGACUCAAUUGCUACCGCUGAUUACCUUUACAAAAGCUGCGAUGGCAUUGAGUUUGAAAGGUCCUCAAAUAGGCUGGAUUUGAGGUUUAUCCCAGACUCCAUGGAGUUUACACAUCCUGCACGUGAUGUUGCUACUGGAGCUCCAGCGAAUUAUGAAGGUAUAGAUUUUCAGACUCGAGCAUUGCAACUCAGCAAAAUUGAUCUUACUUGGGAUGAGAAUGAACCCCAGCGUUCCAAGAAGCUUAAAAGGAAAAUUAAUGUUGACCAGGAAUCCGAGUAUGUUAAGGAUGAACUUGAAUUAAAGGAAUUCCUUGCUUCAAGCGAGAGUGAAACUGAUGAAGAUGAGAAUGAUGUUGAUGGUGGCAAUAAGCCUGGGAAAAGACAGAAAACCGAUGCAUACCGUGCUCUUCUCCAGUCUGGGGAUGGUUCUGAUGAGGAUGAAGAUGACGAUGGAAUAGAUAUGGAGGUGACUUUUAACACUGGCUUAGAGGAUCUAAGCAAAAAAAUUCUGGAAAAGAAAGAUAAAAAAUCAGAAACCGUUUGGGAUGCAUAUCUUCGCAAAAAGAAAGAGAAAAAGAAAGCUAGGAAGAAUAGAUCCAAGAAUUCAUCAGAUGAUGAGAGCGGUGGUUCUGAUGAUGAACCGGUUGAAGAACCUGGUGACUUCUUUACAGAAGAAUCUGCUCCAAAGAAAAAGGUGUCGGGUGAUAGAAGAGGUCAAGAAACCAAAACAGGGUUAGCAGGUGAAGAAGCUGCAGCAAGUAGAGCAGAACUCGAAUUGUUACUCGCAGAUGAUGAUGGCGGAGAUGCUAAUGUGAAAGGAUACAAUUUGAAACGUAAAAGGUCUAAAGGGAAGAAGGGAAAACAAGAAGCUAUAGAUGAAGGGAAGAUACCGACCGUUGAUUAUGAUGAUCCUCGGUUUUCAUCUCUCUUUACCAGACCAGACUUUGCUUUGGACCCAACUGAUCCUCAAUUCAAAAGGAGUGCGGCAUAUGCACGACAGGUGGUUCAUAAGCAGCAUAAGGGUGAACCCGAAGAGAAGGGACGUGAAGGUAAUGUAGUAGGAGUUGAGGCGGAUAAAACGGAUUCAAAGAAAGAUAAGCAUGAGAUGUCAUUGUUACUGAAGUCGAUUAAAAUGAAAUCGAAACAAGUGCCGUUGCCUUCUGAUGGUAAGAAAUCAAGAAGGAAAGGGAAAUAAUUGCACAAAAUAAUCUAGAGAGAAAUGUUGUUUUUGUAAGGUCCGUUUUCAUUCCUUUUCAUGUUAUAUUUUUAAAGUUUCGUAUUCCUCAAAUAUGUAUCGGGUUCUUGCGUUUUCGAGACACAAUAUUUGGUAUAAUGUGAAUUGACGUUUUCAUUUG